AUGGGCGCUGAGGAGGAGGUGCUGGUCACACUGUCAGGGGGAGCCCCCUGGGGCUUCCGACUUAGGGGGGGGGCCGAGCAGAAGAAACCCUUACAGGUGUCCAAGAUCCGAAGACGGAGCCAGGCUGGCAGAGCAGGACUCAGGGAGAGGGACCAGCUCUUGGCCAUCAAUGGGGUUUCCUGCACCAGCCUCUCUCAUGCCAGUGCUAUGAGCCUCAUUGACACCUCAGGAAAUCAGCUUGUCCUCACUGUGAGGCGGUUAGGGGAUGAGGGGCCUGUGCGAUCUCCAUCCCCUGGUGAGCUUCGGGUGCUGUCUCCCUUGUCUCCGCUGAGUCCAGAGCCCCCUGGAGCUCCAGUUCCCCAGCCUCUGCAGCCUGGGAGCCUUCGCUCACCCCCUGACAGUGAGGCUUACUAUGGAGAAACAGACAGUGAUGUCGAUGGCACAGCCACCCAAGAGAAGCCCCGCCGCCCCCGCCGCCGAGGCCCCACGAGGCCCACCCCUCCAGGAGCUCCACCUGAUGAAGUCUACCUAUCUGACAGCCCUGCAGAACCAGCCCCUGUCAUCCCUGAUCCUUCCAGCCAGGGUGACAACCGUGUGAGCUCCCCAUCUUGGGAGGAUGUGACAGCCCUAAAGCCACCCCCGGCUGAGGCUCUGCUGCUACCCCAUGGCCCCCUCCGGCCUGGUCCUCACCUCAUCCCUAUGGUGGGGCCUGUUCCCCACCCAGUGUCAGAAGAUCUUACUACCACCUACAUGCAGAAGGCCAAGCAAGCCAAACUGCAGCGUGCAGAGAGCCUCCAAGAGAAGAGUGUGAAGGAGGCCAAGACCAAAUGCAGGACGAUUGCAUCCCUGCUAACAGCCGCCCCCAACCCCCACUCCAAGGGGGUGCUUAUGUUUAAGAAACGGCGACAGAGAGCCAAGAAGUACACGCUAGUGAGCUUUGGGGCUGCAGCUAGGACCGGCGCUGAGGACGAGGAGGACGGCAUACCCCCGACAAGCGAGUCAGAGCUGGAGGAAGAAACCUUCUCUGACGCCCGCAGCCCCACCAAUCAGACCGACUGGGACAGCCCCUAUCUGGACAUGGAGCUGGCCAGGCCGGGAUCGACCGCGGCGGAGGGCCAGGGCCAGGGCCCGGGGUUCGGAGGGCAGCUGAGCGAGGCCUCCAGCCGAGGGGCCCAGCUCUUCGAACAGCAGCGCCAACGCGCAGCCUCCAGCACCCAGGAGGUGGCCCGGGACGGCGCACCAGCCAUGCUCAAUGGGCAGGGUCUGCAAUCACCGCCUCGGGCCCACAGUGCGCCCCCGGAGGGGGCUAUGCUCCCACCCAGCCCCUUGCCGGCCCCUGUAGCCAGCCCCACACCCUUCUUUCCUGGUGGCGGGGCCCCUACCCCAACCCCGGGCAUCUUUAACCGGUCAGCCAGGCCAUUUACCCCCGGGCUUAAGGGCAAGCGGCCAGGUACCACCUCGGUUAUUUUCAGGCCCUUAGCCCCCAAGAGGGCGAAUGACAACCUGGGAGGCCUCAGUCCCGCCCCACCCCCCUUCUUGUCCUCUCCGCAGGGCCCCACCCCUCUGCCUAGCUUCACCUCGGGGGCUCCCAGCCACGUGCCAGCCUCCGGUUCCCUCGGUACCCCGCGCUCCUCGGGUCCCGUGACGACGGCCACCAGCACCCUGUACAUCCCAGCCCCCAGUCGGCCUGUUACCCCGGGCGGAGCCCCGGAGCCCCCCGCUCUUCCUAGCGCAGCUGCCAUGACCUCCACUGCUUCUAUCUUCCUGUCAGCGCCUCUGCGACCAGCCCCACGCCCAGAGGCGCCCGCCCCAGGCCCCGCCGCACCGGAGCCCCCCAGCGCCCGGGAGCAGCGCAUCUCCGUGCCGGCUGCCCGCACGGGGAUCCUGCAGGAGGCCCGGCGCCGGGGGACCCGGAAGCAGAUGUUCCGGCAGGGAGCCGAGGAGACGAAGAAUUCGCCGAACCCUGAGCUGCUAUCGCUGGUGCUGAAUCUGGAUGAGAAACCCCGUGCCGGCUGUGCUGAAUCUGGUCCUGAGGAGGACGUUCUGAGCCUCGGAGCUGAAGCCUGCAACUUCAUGCAGCCAUUAGGGGGCAGGAGUUACAAGACCCCACCUCCCAUGACACCUAAAACACCGCCGCCAAUGGUCCCCAAGACCCCACCCCCCGUGACUCCUAAGACCCCACCCCCCGUGGCUCCUAAACCCCCAUCUCGAGGGCUCCUUGAUGGACUGGUGAAUGGGGCAGCCCCUUCGCCGGGAAUCCAUGAGCCACCAAGGCUUCAGGGUAGGGGUGGGGAGCUGUUUGCCAAGCGGCAGAGCCGUGUGGACAGGUAUGUGGUGGAAGCUACACCUGGUCCAGGCCUUGGCCCUAGGCCCAGAAGCCCUUCUCCUACCCCUUCACUGCCCCCUUCCUGGAAAUAUUCACCCAACGUGCGUGCCCCACCUCCUAUUGCUUACAACCCACUGCUGUCACCCUUUUUCCCCCAGGCUGCCCGAACUCUCCCUAAUAAGGCCCAAUCCCAGGGGCCUCGGGCAACCCCCAAGCAGGGCAUCAAGGCUCUCGAUUUCAUGCAACACCAGCCCUACCAACUUAAAACAGCCAUGUUCUGUUUUGAUGAGGUUCCCCAGACUCCUGGCCCCACUGCUUCAGGGCUUCCCAAAACUGCCCGAGUGCAGGAGAUCCGCCGAUUUUCCACUCCGGCGCCCCAGCCCACUGCAGAGCCUCUGGUCCCCACUGUGCUUGCCCCCCGGGCAGCCACUACACUGGAUGAACCCAUCUGGAGGACGGAGCUGUCUUCAGCCCCUGUCCCUAGCCCAGUCCUUACUACAGAGCCUCCCAGGGGCCCUGGAGCCUCCCUGAGCUCCUGUAGCUUCCAGGUAGCCAGGCCUAAGUUCUCAGCUACCAGAACGGGAUUGCAGGCUCAUGUGUGGAGGCCUGGGGCAGGGCACCAGUGAGCAAGGUUGAGCACGCAGGACCAAGGAGAGGUAGGACAUCCAGUUCCCAAUGUUUCUUCUUCUACCCAUCCCACCCCCUUGCUCAGGCAUCUAGAGGCUAAAGUUCCCUCCUGCCAAAGAUAGUUUUGGAGUUUGUCCCACCCUCAUCUUCUUUCUCACUCUCCACCUCCCUGCUGCUUUCCAACUUUAUAUCUCUGCUUUGGUAUCUUCACUUCUCUCUUUGUCUCUGUAUGUCCUUGCCUGGCUCUCUGUCUUUAUCUCUGGGUCUCUCUACCUACACUCCUUCUCUGUGUUUCUGUUUCUCUACCUUUCUGCUUUUCUCUGUGGGCCUCAUUUAAAGCUCACUGAGAAGCAGCUCAGCACCAGCCAGACAACAAAAGGGACUGAACUGACCUCUGCUGGCACUAAGCCCCUCCUACUCCUCACUCUUUUUUCUCAAGUUUGACCUAGGCAUGUAUGUGUGCGUGUAUGUGCAAGUGUGUGUGUGGCACAGGUGUUGUCUUCUGCCUGAGAUGAGGGUAAGAGGGGAGGUGUAAAACUCAAUGUGGGUCUUAUCCUUGUGCUGAUGAAAGAAGUGUCAGAUUUCCCCACAUAGAUUGUCUAGUGGGAAGAAACAGAUUCACUAGAGAAGAACUCUGUACAGAGACUGGGGUCUAUAGCAGAUGUAUAGCAUCUUGUGAGACUAAUGGAGUAUGAGGAGAUGCGGGCCAGGACACCUUGUAUGGACUGAGUUAUACCAGCUAUACCAGGCAUUGAACUAUGAGUUCUGUUCCUUAGGAUUUCAGAAAGACAACUUGAGAGACCCAUGCCCAGCAGCCCAGCAUCCAGGAAAUAAGGAAAAAGUUCUGAGAACGAACAAAUCAUUGGCUUCCUUGUUUCAUGAGCCUAAAACAAAAAGGAGGGAGAAAGGAGCCACAAUGUGGAAAGUGAGGCAGACACCAGGAGUAGAACAGAAAUGAAUGAAAGCAAUAGAGUCACACAGAGAACAGCAUGGUGAGGAAGAGGGCAGUGUUGUCGGAGAGUGAAGCUGGAUAAAGAGAAACCACCUGUGUGCAGGAGGGGGAUGGGGAAAAAUUGGAGAAGAAUGUAUUUAUUAGCAGAGUGAAGGGGAAUGAUUGGGGAGGGGAUGUGAGGGUGUAGGCAGAGUGUUGAAAGAACAAUUGGAGUCUGGGCUAUCUUCUUUGAGUGUGUACCGCUGUCUUCUGUGGCUUCUCAUGACUGCCUAGGAAAAGGCAGGAAAACACCCAGAGCCAAAACCUCUUUUCAGACCUAUCUGAUUCCUCAAAACCCUAGCUACUGUUCCUUUCCAGCUUUAGGUCCUGAUAUUUGAUCCUGGACUCUCCUAUUGCCAUAACCUCUAUAAACCAUGUUUGCUGCUUAAUCUGGAAAUUGAUAAUCUCCUUUGCAUAUUGGGUGUGAGUCAUGGUACUUUGGUGUGUGCACAAGAAUAAACGUAUGCUCUAUACUUUCUGUUGCUGUUGUCUCUUCUAGUGUUAUACCUAAAUCCUGAUCUCUCCUUGAUCUUCUAAAACCCAUUCUCUGGAUCUCCUGAUUCCUGACCUCUUUCUCCCAUUCCUGCCCUCUCAUUUUUCACCGUUUUGCCCUUCAUCCCCAGUUUUUUUUUUUCACUCUUAUCUACGAAUUCUGUCCAGUUCUGAUUUAGCCACCUCCACUACUCCCAUUUAUUCCCUCUCCCCAAAUUCUCCAUCCAGUUUCUCCCCCCUGGCCAGCCCUAGCCCCAUAUUUCCCAGGUAUGGCUUCAGCUUACAGAAUUAAGUAAAUUUGGAAAGGCCCUCUGAGCCUUUUGCCAUCAACAGUUCCUGCCUUCUUGGAGGAAGCAACCGUGUUAAAUAGUCUCUGGGAAUUAAAUAAAGGGAAAGCAAUGGCUGGAGGUGAAGGUGGGAUAGGAGAGAGAGGAAAGAGAGAAAAGGUGGAUCAGUGUAGACUGAAAUGAAUAAAGAAUAGCUCUUACUGGAGGCAGGAAAGAAUAAAAGGCUGCUGAGAAGGAAAGUGCUGUUGCUCUAAUUUUACCAGCAGGGGGCAUAUUUGUGCUAUUAACCAGGCCCAGGACCCUGAUACUCCCAAGUACACAGCCUCUGAGAAUUCCAAGGGAAGGGCCCAGAGAGAGCAUAGGCUAAAUCUUGCUUCACCUCAGUAGUUUUAGGUACUCAAUCAUAGGAGACCAAAAUUUUGGUUUGGUAUGGUUUGGUUUUGGUGGGGAAGGGUGAUGGUGAUGACAAAAUAGCCUUUUGCUACUUAUGUUUUUUAAUUGCUUCCUUGGAUUGGUUGGGAGGGAAUGGAGCAGGAGGACUGAAGAUGAGGGCUCUGAAGGCACAAGUGAUCUGGGUAGAGACCAACUAGAAGGACAGAGGAGACCUUUCAGCCCCUAGCCCAAACCUGAAAAGUAAGGAUGGGAUAAGGACAUGAACAAGAAGAAUGGAGGGCUCAUAGAGGGACUGAGGGGUGUUUGGGGAGCUAUGAAAGCCCCUUUCUUAAGGCAGCUGCAACGGGGUGGUGGUGGCUUCAGCAGAGAUUCAGCAGCAGUUCGUUCCAGAGCAGGAACUGAUGGUGCAGGAGGAUCCAGGAAUGUUCAUUCAGCUCCUGAGGAAGAGGCUAAGUAAAUGACAGGUUUUUCCCAAGUGGGCUCUCAAGCUUAUGCUCCUGGCCCAGAGGCUCAUUUGUAGCAGUGCAAUGAAAUAGUCCAGAGCCUAUGGACUGUGUGCUCUCUGUGAAAGAUUGCAAGGGCCUGGCAGGUCAGAAGCCUCCAUGUGCUUCUCAAGAACACAUCAACACCUAUCCUGCAGAGCAGGCUCAAUGAGCAUCUCCAACAACAAAUGAGGGUAAAAGGCAGAUCCAAUUCU
Molecule: messenger RNA, 5813 nt
Organism: Choloepus didactylus (southern two-toed sloth)
Lineage: Eukaryota; Metazoa; Chordata; Mammalia; Pilosa; Megalonychidae
Gene: SYNPO2L
Product: synaptopodin 2 like
Biological process (GO): positive regulation of actin filament bundle assembly
Cellular component (GO): Z disc; nucleus; actin cytoskeleton
Molecular function (GO): actin binding
Source: RefSeq, a predicted model, not a curated record